Molecule: messenger RNA, 1096 nt
Organism: Heteronotia binoei (common prickly gecko)
Lineage: Eukaryota; Metazoa; Chordata; Lepidosauria; Squamata; Gekkonidae
Gene: SERTM2
Product: serine rich and transmembrane domain containing 2
Exons: 1
Coding region: 410-688 (92 amino acids)
Cellular component (GO): intracellular membrane-bounded organelle
Source: RefSeq, a predicted model, not a curated record
UGACUGCUAUCAUCCUGGGACAGGCCAAAGAAUAUUACCAGAAUCAGCUGACACCAGAAACUGGUCAUGGAUUCUUGAUCUUUUUGGCAGAGCAUUCGCUCCAAAAAAGAGAGUGCUGUAGAAUAUCUGGAUCUUCCUGAAAACAAUGGAAAUACUUUCCACCCACAAAGUAUCCGAGAGAAAUACCUUGAAAGCCCAAGGGGAAUGUUCAUUCGAUUGGCUCCUCCAAUCAGCUGUGUAAAGAAAUGGUUCAUGCAGUGAGAACUGCUUUACCAUGCAAGGGGGGAAUCUGAAAGUCAGGCAGAAUCUGUCUGCGCAUGAAUUGAUGCCUAGGAAUCCUCAGUCGAAGAAGGCUCAACUCGUUGACGAGCAUCUAGAGAAAAUGGAUGAAAGUUAACCUGCAUGAGAAAUGACUGAGGCCGAUUUCAAAUUCCGUGGAAAUCUUACUGGCCGCGCCCACCCUCCCACUUUGGCGACAGCGACAGACACGACGGCAGAUAAGUAUGCCAACUUGUACAUGUACGUGGGGCUCUUUCUGACUCUCCUGGCCAUCCUUCUCAUCCUGCUGUUCACCAUGCUCCUGCGCCUGAAACACGUCAUCUCCCCCAUCACAACGUCGCCAGAGAGCACAGAGAACGUCCAGCAGUUCACAGAUGUAGAAAUGCACAGCAGGAUCCCCAGCGCUUAGAGGGUUCGAAUCAGCCGCCUGCAACAAAGAUGCCAGCCAGGGGGGGAUGUGGGAAUGGAAGAUGCUGUUUGGAAUUCUGGACCAAAACAUGGAUGAAUCUGGAUUUCUGGACCAAAAUGUGGGUGGAUGGUUUGACCUGCCUGGGAAAUGACAAUCAAAUAUCCCGCACAUUUGGACAGCUCCAAGGAGCUGCAAGUAGCACGUGGGGUGGUAUUUGGUUACGAUCCUCCUAUGUUAAUAAGGCACAUAAACCCAGGAGGCCACAUUCUGGUCCAUUUGGCCCAGUGCUGUCUAUUCAAAAUGGCAGCAGCUUGCUGGGAUUUCAGCCAGAUGGAUAAAACUAUGCAAGGUCUACAUCAAACCAGUUUCUUUCCAGGAGAAAAUGGGAAAUAAAUGCAGUAAAUAAAA